This is a messenger RNA of Penicillium subrubescens, 375 nucleotides long. RefSeq names its product AT hook motif protein. The record is from RefSeq and is a predicted model, not a curated record. The coding region runs from base 1 to 375 and encodes 124 amino acids. Lineage: Eukaryota; Fungi; Ascomycota; Eurotiomycetes; Eurotiales; Aspergillaceae. The transcript is spliced from 3 exons.
AUGCCCAUGAGUUGGAGUCCGGAGGCUGACGCUCGGCUCCUCAUCGCCAUUAUCAACACCACUUCGAACAUCAACUGGGACGCAGCAGCCUCUUUCCUCGGUGAAGACUGCACGGUUAGCGCCAUCAAGCACCGUGUCGCCCGCCUGAAGGAAAAGGCCGGUGUCCCCUCCACUCCUCGUACCAAGGGCGGAAAGACCAAGCGCACCACUUCCAUGAAGGCGUCUAAGGACGACCUCGCGAAGGCCAAGGCCAAGGGUGAUAAGAAGGCCAAGGCUAAUGUCAGCCUCGACGAUGACAACUCCGACGAUAUUGAGGACAGCAACGAUGGCGAAGUCAAGGAGCGACUCGAGGCUGAUUCCUCGGCCGAGUAUUAA